AGGGUCGCAAAUUACCGACAAGUUUGUUCGAAUUGUUUUGUCUUUACAUUCUGGGAUCUAAACCGACGCAUAUCAGAGUAUCUGAAGUUCCUCAACUACAAAAGCUAUUCCCUUGAGGAUGUCCGGUACAUCCAGACCAAAGGACACUCCCCUAAAACCCAAUCCAGCGUUUUCCCCCGAGAUUCUAGUUGCCACUCCAGGGGGAGAAACGCUGGAGCUUCGGCAGUUGUUCAACCGACUAGACUCAGACAACAACGGAAGCUUAACUUCCUCUGAGCUUCUGAAGGGCUGUGAGAUACUGGGUUUCUCCCUUUCAAGCUCAGAAGUUGAGAAACUGAUCGAGUCGGCAGAUCUGAACAAGGACAAAGAGGUCGACUUCCCAGAGUUCCUCAAGUACGUGUGUGAACAUCAAAAGAAGCUCCGUCUAGUAUUCCAACAUUUGGACGCCAACCAGGAUGGAAAAAUUGACACUGCAGAAAUCCGGGUAGGCCUAGCAAACUUGGGCAUCAACAUUUCCCAGAAAGAAGCGGAGAGUCUCGUUGAAAAAAUCCAAUGCAGCGAGGGUGGUGGUAGUGGCAGUGGCAGUGGGGAUGUGGAAGGUGGAACAAGUGUGUAUUGGGAGCAGUGGAGGGACUACCACCUGCUGCACCCCACAGACAACACAGAGGACAUCAUCAAUUAUUGGAGACACGGAUCGAAUCUGGACGUGGGUGAUGACCUGCGAGUGCCAGAUGAGUUGCCGGCGAAGGAGAAGGCGGGAUCCAUGUUGUUGCGAACUCUCAUCUCAGGAGGAGUGGCAGGGGCAGUGUCGAGGACUUGCACCGCACCCAUAGACAGACUGAAAGUGCUGCUGCAAGUCCACUCGUCCUAUAAAAACCCCCUUGGUGUAGUCUCGGGUUUUCGACAACUGAUAUCAGAGGGAGGUGCCACUGGACUAUGGCGUGGGAACGGAAUGAAUGUCUUGAAGAUAGCACCCGAAUCAGCCAUCAAAUUCCUAACCUAUGAAAAGAUGAAGCAGAUCAUCAAAGGGGACAAGUGUGAAGUUACUGCUCUGCAGAGGUUCUUUGCUGGUUCCAUUGGCGGCCUCUGUGCACAGACAACUAUCUAUCCCCUAGAACUUCUGAAGACGAAGUUGAUUCUGCGGAAGACGGGCGAGUACUCGGGCAUCGUGGACUGUGCAGCCAAGGUGUACAAGGAGGGUGGACUGCGUGUGUUCUACCGUGGAUACAUUCCCAAUGCAAUAGGAAUCAUUCCAUACGCUGGAAUUGACCUCAUGGUCUAUGAGACUUUAAAAGGACGAUACCUCUCCAGUCGUACUUCAGAUCAGUCAUCCGGACAACCUCCAGGAGUGCCAGUGGUGCUAUUCUGUGGCGCAGUCUCCUCUUCAUGUGGCCAACUGGCUAGCUACCCUUUCGCACUCCUCAGAACCAAAAUGCAAGAUCAAACGGCAUCUGUGCGACGUCAGCCUUCAAUGCGCCAGCUGGCCUUGCACAUAGUUCGAACAGAGGGACCCCUCGGACUGUACAGAGGCAUCAUCCCCAACUUCCUCAAGGUCAUCCCAGCUGUGUCUAUAUCAUGGGUGGUCUACGAAAACACCAAACGAGCACUGGGGCUGUAGCUACUAUUUUAUGUCGUAAUAAAAAACAACAGCAACCAUUGUGCCUAUUUGAAGACUUGUCUGAAAAAGGAAGAUCAUCAGAAAAUUGGACUCUAGUUGACUAAUAGUAGUAGAGGCAGUAGCUAAAAUUAGAUUAGCUGGUCUAGUAUAAUAACGCUGGUCUUGUCUGAUAACAUUUUGAACGAAUCUGAGGGGUGUC
Messenger RNA from Symsagittifera roscoffensis, 1817 nucleotides. RefSeq names its product mitochondrial adenyl nucleotide antiporter SLC25A24-like. Bases 119 to 1618 code for a protein of 499 amino acids. The record is from RefSeq and is a predicted model, not a curated record. Lineage: Eukaryota; Metazoa; Xenacoelomorpha; Acoela; Convolutidae. Gene Ontology annotation, biological process: ATP transport; transmembrane transport; ADP transport. Gene Ontology annotation, cellular component: mitochondrial inner membrane. The transcript has 11 exons. Gene Ontology annotation, molecular function: calcium ion binding; ATP transmembrane transporter activity.